Molecule: messenger RNA, 978 nt
Organism: Orbilia oligospora ATCC 24927
Lineage: Eukaryota; Fungi; Ascomycota; Orbiliomycetes; Orbiliales; Orbiliaceae
Exons: 4
Coding region: 1-978 (325 amino acids)
Biological process (GO): carbohydrate metabolic process
Cellular component (GO): extracellular region
Molecular function (GO): cellulose binding
Source: RefSeq, a predicted model, not a curated record
AUGCCACCAGGAAACAGCCCAGUUACCGAUCCAGCUAGCACCAACAUUCGAUGCAACGUUGGCGGUGGAAGCGGUAUUGCUAGCAAGUGUGGUAUCAAGGCCGGUGAUCAAGUUACUGUUGAGAUGCAUCAGCAAAUCGGUGACCGAUCCUGCAGCAUGGAAGGUAUUGGCGGUGCUCACUGGGGUCCAGUCAUGGUUUACCUUUCCAAAGUCGACGAUGCUUCCACCGCAGAUGGUUCUGGUGGAUGGUUCAAGAUCUACCAGGACUCUUGGGCCAAGUACCCAACUGGUGACGGAUCCUCGGAUUGGUGGGGAACAAAGGAUAUGAACUACUGCUGCGGAAAAUUGAGCUUCAAUAUCCCUACAAACAUUCCUUCUGGAGAUUACUUGCUCCGUGCUGAGGCUUUGGCAUUGCAUGCCGCUCAGUCGCCACCACCUAACGGUGCACAGUUCUAUAUGAGUUGCUACCAGCUCACCAUCACCGGCGGCUCCGGAUCCGUCCCACCAACUGUCAACUUCCCAGGUGCCUACAGCGCUAACGACCCAGGUAUCUUCAUCAACAUCUACCAAUCUCUCUCUACCUACAUCGCCCCAGGUCCAACCGUCAUCCCAGGCGGUGCCACCAAGUCUCCAAACGUCCUUGCUUUCAGCGGAAACUGUGUUGCUACUUCCACUGUUGUUGGUGGCGGCACUAACCCAACUACUGCUGCCACUACCACCGCUGUUAGAACUUCGACUACAUCUGCAGGUACCGUCAGGACUUCGACUACUACCGCUCGCACUACUACCACUACUGCUCGUACUACCACUUCUGCCGCUGCUACUACUAGGACUACCACUACCGCCGGAAAUACUGGAUGUUCUUCGCCUUUGUAUGGACAGUGUGGUGGUAUUGGAUACACUGGUUGCACUAGCUGCGCUUCUGGAUCUAAGUGCUCUGUUCUCAACGACUACUAUUCUCAGUGCGUCUCUGCCUAA